GCACGCGGAGCCUCCGAGAAGCUUGAGCCGGAGUGGAGUCGGGGCUGAGGGGCACCAUGCUGUCCCCCGAGGCGGAGCGGGUGCUGCAGUACCUGGUGGAAGUGGAGGAGCUGGCCGAGGCGGUGCUGGCGGACAAACGGCAGAUUGUGGACCUGGACGCCAAAAGGAAUCAGAACCGAGAGGGCCUGAGGGCCCUGCAGAAAGAUCUCAGCCUCUCUGAAGAUGUGAUGGUUUGCUUUGGGAACAUGUUUAUCAAGAUGCCUCACCCUCAGACAAAGGAAAUGAUUGAGAAAGAUCAGGAUCAUCUGGAUAAAGAAAUAGAGAAACUCCGGAAACAACUUAAAGUGAAGGUCAACCGCCUCUUUGAGGCCCAAGGCAAACCGGAGCUGAAGGGCUUUAACCUGACCCCCCUCAACCAGGAUGAACUUAAAGCUCUCAAGGUCAUCUUGAAAGGAUGAAAUUCAAGAACCAAGAUAGGGGACCUAAGACCAGGAUCCCCCCCACCCCACACCGGAGUCAUAUAGGACCCAGAACUCUCCAACCUUGAAACCUGUAAGGACAGGAUCUAGCCUGCACUGGGCACAGGCAUUAGCAAUCUGGCCAUGGCUCCUGGAUGCAGCCUCUCUAUCUGUAGCACUUGACUGCUCUGUGACAGCAGGAGGGAACCCUCAGCCCGCCAGUGUCUGCAGGGCCUGACCACUGGGGCUGAAUGGACACAAGACCCAUUGACAGGCCUGGCAGCCACCAGUGGGUGGGUGAGGGCAGCGCCUGUGGGGGUAUGAGAAUGACUGCAACAGACACUUCUCAACAGUGGCCUGCUGUUUAAAUGGGCCCUGGGCAGGGAAGAAGGGAGAGGGAAGAGUGGGAGCUUCAUUCCAGCAUUCCUCUCAGAAAGGGAGACACACAUUUUCAAGCAGCGUGCGUAACAGAAUUGGGAUAGAGCAGGAGGCUCACAGGUAGUUUCUGAAUGAAGGACAGAAUCUUGGUGCUUCGUGGUUCACCACACUCUCUGUGGAGCAGACAUACCGUUUCUCCCCACUGGUUCCAUUUUGGCCUGUUUUCCUGCUUGCUCCCAGAUGGAGCCCAGAGUAGGUAGGUGCUGCUUACCAACCCCCCGCAGCUGCUCUUUCAUCAGGAAGGCCUUGCGGAGUCCUGCACCAGCGAUGGGUGAGGAGACUGCCUCUUACCAUGCUUCAUGCAUCCAGGAUGCCCCUCCACCACCUCUGGAAGCAGGGCCGGGGCCAGCGCUGCUCUCAGAUUUCCCUUGGUCUCAGGUCCUAAUGUGAAUGUGCUGUGAAGGCAGCACGGUGUCGUUCCUGUUCACUGAGAGCUCAAUAAAGGUUACCUAAAUGGAUGAA
Molecule: messenger RNA, 1358 nt
Organism: Molossus molossus (Pallas's mastiff bat)
Lineage: Eukaryota; Metazoa; Chordata; Mammalia; Chiroptera; Molossidae
Gene: PDRG1
Product: p53 and DNA damage regulated 1
Exons: 5
Coding region: 57-458 (133 amino acids)
Biological process (GO): protein folding
Cellular component (GO): prefoldin complex
Source: RefSeq, a predicted model, not a curated record